Messenger RNA from Kockovaella imperatae, 1515 nucleotides. Its product is annotated as thioredoxin-like protein. The coding region runs from base 1 to 1515 and encodes 504 amino acids. Gene Ontology annotation, molecular function: oxidoreductase activity. NCBI's taxonomy places the organism in Eukaryota, Fungi, Basidiomycota, Tremellomycetes, Tremellales, Cuniculitremaceae. The record is from RefSeq and is a predicted model, not a curated record. The transcript is spliced from 4 exons.
AUGUCGAUGAUGCACACGGAGAUGCGACGGCAUGAUUCUGGAGGGAGCAGCAGUAGUGUCUACAGCAGCAUUGAGGCCGAAAGCCCAGGGCCUAAAUACUUGAGGAUCGACGUGACGCUGGGUGGGACGUUUUGGCUUGGCGUAGACAUUUCGCCUUCGCCCAUCAAAAAAGAUUUCCGGUCGACCGCGGUCCGACUUCAUAUGAUGGCGGCUGCUGCUGCUGCUGCCGCCGCUGCUAUCGCUUGCUGCGUGAUCGUGCCAUCUUCACCUCGCCUUGACCCAGACGUUCAUCCCGCUGAUACAUCCCUCCAGUCCGAUCCGAUAUGUCAACAUUCUCUCAUUGGGAUGCGCCAAUUGCUCCUCGCCAUCGAGAUCUACAAUCAUCAUCGACCGAUGGCACCUAUUCACCCAUUGAUCCGAAUGUUACCAUAUCAACUCAACCCUCACCUGACUGAAAAGCCAAUGCAGAGAUCACUCUAUCGUGAAGCAAAGUACGGCUCAAGAGAGAAUGCAGAGGCUUUCAUGGAUAGGACCGAGGAAAAAUUGAGACAAGUUGGCAUCACACCGUGCCGAGAAGGUCUCGUAUCCUCUACUCACCUAUCACAUCGCCUUCAAACUUUCGCACUCUUACGACACCCCUCACAUCAUCUCGAACUCUGUCUCGACCUCAUGCUCGCGUACCAUACGACACCAGUCGAUACGUCAAAUCGCGCGUUCUUGGCUGAGCUCGGCGUCAAGCAUGGCCUAUUUGGAACCACUUCAGAGGCUCUCACUUGGCUCGCAGGGGACGAAUAUGAUCACGAAGUCAACCGGGCUUACGGCGUCGCACGGCGGCUAGGCGUCACUGGUAUCCCAUUCUUCGUCUUUCAAGGCCGAUGGGCAGCGAGUGGGGCUUUGAGCGUGGAGGAAUUUGUCAAGCUCUUGCAAAAUAUUAUGCGCCGCGAAUCAAUCGGUUCCACUGCGCCGUCACCUACUUCCACCAUCCACGUUCAUGAGCCCUCCAAAGGCGAAUACGAGCACGCCGAGUACCGCGCGAGGGCCCUAGAACCCGAUGGACAUCCAGAUGUUUCAGCAGGCGGGAAACUACCCGUGACUCCCGGUUCAGACGCACCUGCACCUGAGAUUCUAGGGAAUGGAGAUAGAGCUUCCCCAUUCGAUCACGGUCUGUCGAGCCACCAAAUGAGAGGUUCGAGGUCUGGUUCAGGCUCCUAUGAUCGUCGAUCGGGCGGCCCGCCCGGAGAUUAUCCACGACAAAGUGUAGAGAUCCUUCGGAAUGAAAGGGGAGAAUAUCAUCAACCUCGAUCGUAUCCCGCCAGUGCUGGAUCUGGGACUGGACCCGGGCAACAGCAACCGUCGGCGGCUGCUUUUGAUCCUGUCAGUCGGACAUUACCUCUGCCUCGGUACAUGGGUCCAUCGUCUCGACAUUCACCGGCUAGGAGUCCAGGAAGAGAAGGAAGAAAUGAGAGAGUGGGGUUCGGGUUGAGCGAUACACGAGGCAUGGGGAUAGCAAGUUGA